Molecule: messenger RNA, 1171 nt
Organism: Cygnus olor (mute swan)
Lineage: Eukaryota; Metazoa; Chordata; Aves; Anseriformes; Anatidae
Gene: SMIM35
Product: small integral membrane protein 35
Exons: 5
Coding region: 32-403 (123 amino acids)
Source: RefSeq, a predicted model, not a curated record
CAGAGGGCAGAGGCUGGGCGCGGAGCCGGGCAUGGAGCACGCCCUCGUCCUCCCACCAGCAGCAGGCGUGGGGAGAGGGCAGUUUCGGCAGCCGGCUGAUUCAGGGAGGCGAUUGCACCACGCUCGUCCUGCCCCGCAGCUCCCGGGGCAAGAGCCCAUCAGUGUGCUCGGGCUCAUCCUGGGCCUUGGGCUGGCCCUGCUGAUCCUGGUCCUGUUUGGCUAUGCCUUUGUCCGGUGCUACCAGCAGGGCCGGUGCUGGCGCCGGCCUGACUUUGUCUUCAACCUCCACCACAGCUGCGGGCUGAGGUCGGUGGCAGUGGAGCUGACACCACCAUUCAGCAUCAGCGGCUUGCUGAGCGAGGCGGGGGGUGGCUACGUGCGCUUCCAAGAGCAGGGGCUGUGAGGCUGGCAAGCAGCUGUGGUCCCCUCCCCGGCCAUGGGCAGAGCCGAAAGGUGCCUGGGGCUGGCUGCUCUCCGGGGGCCAGGGCAUGGGCUCAGCCUCCCCUUGCUUGAAGUGGAAGAAACAGGGUGCUGCUUCAUCCCGAGCACCCAAAGAGAAGCAAACUGUCCCCGCAGUCCCCGUGGCUCAGACAUCCCAGCGCUCAGGACCAGCCGGCUGUGUGCCCAGGAGCAGGCGGAGCAGGGCUGCAGAAGGGCGAGGAACCCGCUGAAGAGCCAGGAGCCGCAGAAAGGGCCGGCUUUGUGCAAUAGGGGAAAACGCGCAAGGAAAUGAGACUGCUUCGCAUUUCCCUCGGCCAAAUAUCUGAGCCAAUGUGGAAAUUUCUGCCAUCUGCACUGACCCUGCAAGCGAACGCGUCAGAAAGCCCCUGUGGGUUCCCUUGUGGCUUUCUGGUGUGGCUUGCAUGGGCCGUGGCAGCCUGGCACCAGGGUGGCUCGGGCGCAGCAGGACAGAUCCCCGGGGCUGUACUGGGACAGCUCUGCGCCGUGUCAGAGCACCCGGCACACCGUGAGCCCACCGUGGGGUGGGGAUCAGUGCCCGUGGCCUGGUGGCGUCUUAGUAAAAACAGGCCAGGACGCCUUGCUCCUGUCCCACCGUGCGUGCGCUGCGUGCCGCUUGUCCUUGUAGUCCCCAUUCUGCGGGCACACAUCCAGCCGGGUGCCCAGGGGGUGCCCAGCACAGCACCCUCUGCCAAUAUGUGCUGCAGCCCUC